AUACAAAAUCUUCAGCCAGGUCUAAUAUGGACUUCUAAAAGAGACGAUAUCGAUUAUAAAUCGCUAGCUAGGUAUCAAAUUGUUAAUCAUUAUGAGAAAACGAUCCCGUUAACAACGAAGGUGGGUUUAUGUACAAGUAUAAAAAAUUUAAGUUGGGUCCAAGAAAUUGAUUCAGACACAAUUUUCCCGCGAUGUUUUCAACUUCACAUGGAGGAAGAAUUACAAGCUUUUAUAGAUGACUUUCGAUUAACAGCGGCAGUUAAUAUCCUAAAAUGGAUCAUCGAUCCUAGCAUUAAUGGGAAAUCGUCUAAAGCGAAUUCAAAACAUUCAGAAAAAAUUCACGAUGCUGUUGUUCGAUAUGCCUUGCAAGCUUGUGAAAAUUAUAUCGAGUGUCAGACGCAUUUGGAUCUUGAUGUGGCGACUGAUCUGAGAUCUAAAUUGGAUGAUAAUAAGUGGAAUUUACUGCUGUCAUCCUAUUAUCAAAUUAUCCAUCAAGAUAUUGACUUUAGCAACCGUGAUGCCUUCGCAGAAGAAGCCAAGAAUAUGUUGCAAAGUAUCAAACUGUUACUUCCACAAUUCGAUAUUGACGGGGUUCGAAAUGUUUGGAUUAUGAAGCCAGCUGCUAAAUCGCGAGGUCGAGGAAUUGUUUGUAUGGACCGAUUGAGCAAUAUUAUUGAAUACUAUCAACAAUGCCGAGAAUCCAAAUGGGUUAUACAAAAAUAUAUCGAGAGACCCUUGUUGAUCUAUAAUACAAAAUUUGAUAUUCGCCAAUGGUUUUUAGUGACUGAUUGGAAUCCAUUAACUGUUUGGAUAUACAAGGAUUCAUACUUAAGAUUUUGUACGCAGCAGUAUACAUUGAACAACUUAGAAGAAAAGAUACAUUUAUCAAAUAAUGCUAUUCAAAAGAAAUACAGCAAUGGAGAAAGAUCUAAAUACUUACCAGCUGAAAAUAUGUGGAGUUCCAAUAAAUUUAAGCAAUAUUUGAGACAACAUAGUCACUGCAAUACUUGGGAAGAAAUUAUAUAUCCAGGCAUGAAGGAAAUUAUAAGUCUAGUAUUGCAAGCAAACCAGGAAACCAUUUCCGACUAUAGAAAGAAUUCAUUUGAACUCUUUGGAGCAGAUUUUAUGUUGGGAGAGGAUUUUAAGCCAUGGCUGAUUGAAAUCAAUAGCUGCCCCGAUUUAUCCGCUUCAACAUCCGUUACGGCUGAGUUAUGUGCAUCAGUUAUAAAUGAUACAAUUAAAGUGAUCAUCGAUAGAAAAGAAAAUAAAUCUUGUGAUAUUGGAGAAUUUGAGUUAUUAGUUAAGAAAGUAAGAUUUCAGAUAUGA
Messenger RNA from Trichoplax adhaerens, 1326 nucleotides. RefSeq lists its product as uncharacterized. The transcript has 15 exons. Gene Ontology annotation, molecular function: protein-glycine ligase activity, initiating. The annotation marks the transcript as partial. NCBI's taxonomy places the organism in Eukaryota, Metazoa, Placozoa, Uniplacotomia, Trichoplacea, Trichoplacidae. Gene Ontology annotation, biological process: protein polyglycylation. The record is from RefSeq and is a predicted model, not a curated record.